CCGCCACGCCAUCUGGCCCCGGAGCCGGCUUAGGGAGCGGACCCAAGGCGGCCUGUGCGGCGCCGAAGAGCAGGCCAGGGCCUGGCUCGUCACGGGCCUGUGUGCCCUGCCGGCCGGUCGGGAGGUGCGCUUGGGCGGUGCUUCCCGGAGUCCUGGCAUGGCGGAGGCCUGGGGCUGCCUGAGCGGCUAUGGCCGGCAGUUCCUGCAUGACUACGGCCGGAGGAUGGGAUACCGGGGCGGGCUAGAGGCGGGUGAGGUGGUGAGUGUGAAAGAGGUGUCAGAAAGAACCCGGCCCUUUUCUCAAGGUUUAUCCCUAGCCCUUGAGUCUUUUGAGCAGUUUCAGAUGGGAUUAGGGCAGGCCCUUCAGAGCAGCUUUAGUGUAUGAUUGCUCCAAGUGGGCACCGGCUAAUAAAGAAAUGGAUCUCCUUGGCAGUCCUAAGUGGCUACUUAAAGGUGGGGGAAGGGAACUAUUUCUCGGAAGAGGUGCUGAUGGACCUUAUUUUCUGAUGGUGAGGCUUAUGCCUACAUUUUUGGGGGAGUGGGAGGAGUAUGUUUUCUUUGGGACCUAACUGCUACUUCUUCCAUUGGUAGCAAGUAACUUGAUGGAAGCUGUUGGAAUAGUUAUUGCAGAUCCCCUACCCACCCUUGCAGCUUCGGCAACAAUAAAACACAGUGUUGUCUAAUUGGACAAAACUCUAUUGUGAAUUAGAAAGUAGAGGCAUUCCGGCUUCUGGACUCUAUUCUCUGAAGGUUUCUGUUUCGUGCAUAGAAGUUAAACUUGCUUCAGACCAGAAACUGCAUCCUAUUUAACGCUAUAUACAUCCCGAUUUUGUAUUUUUGAGCUUUAGGAAAUAAAUUUACAUUUGUUUGGGGGAAAAGUUGUUACAAAUGGGAUAUGAUUGGAAAGUAAAGAUAACAUAGGACCCGGUGGUGAAAGUCUGAAAUUUCAGUUACUUAGAAGGUCGAGGCAGAUGGAUGGUGGCAAGUUCAAGGCCUACCUGGACUACAGAGUGAGCUCAAAGCUGUCCCGGGCAACUUGGUGAGAUUCUCUCAAGAUAGAGUAAAAAGAGGGCUGGAGAUAAUAACAGCUCAGUGGUAGAGCAAAAAGUUCGAGGCUCUAGGGUCAGCCUCGAAAAAUGUUGGAAAAAUGAAAAAUCAGAGUGAAAUCUUGAUUCAUUUUAACUUUUAGAAAAUAGUAGCUACAUGGAAGGAAACUACAUAUGAACAAGAAGUUACUCUUUUUUUUAAGCACAUUGCUUCUUAACUUUAGAAUGGACAGAUUAUCAGUGUUACUGCCUACUUGCUGACUUUCCAUUAUUAACAUGUUUAUGGUUUGAUUCAGAAGGCACCGUUUUGCAGAUUAAACCUUGUAGGCAUUAAAGAAUGUGUUUGGUGUAAUGGAAAAAUCUCAUCUAGUGUUGUUGGUAGUGGAAACUCAAUUUUCAUUGUAGAUGAUGGUGCAUUUUUCAAUAAAAAAAUAAAUGGGAGGAUUGUAGAAGUCAGUUAAGUUUCACUGCUCUAGUUUUUAUAUAAUUAAUUGAGAUUUCUUUCUUUCAUUUUUUUUUUUAAAGAAACAAAAAAAUUGCAUUAGCAAGGAAUUUGGUUAAAACUUGAAUUGCUUUUAUUUACAUGCAAUUAUAUUAAAUCAUCAAACUUACCUAGCUUACUGGCAUUAAAAUUAUGUUUUGAAAUAAAUCAAAGAUAUUCUCAAAAAUAACUUUUUGACUUAAAAGUGUGUAUUUUACUUUAGUUAAAUCUCAUCCAGUUUUGUCAGUUCUUAGAUUUAUCUCAGUUACCAGUCAGGUAGCUGUUAUGCAUGACAUUAUCCUUUCUUGUUUUAGAUAAGAAUGAAUGCUGAUGAACUACUAAGACCUAUAAAAACUGGGGAUUUUGGUGGGGGUAGGGGGGUAGUGUCGUACUUUUCCAUAUUUUCUUGAUUUAUUACUUUAGCAUUUAUGAGUAAUACUGUUCUUAAGUAGCAUUCAUGAACACCCGAGCAUGUAUCCCUUGUUGAAAGUUUAUAAUUAGAAAUACCAGUCAAGGCAAAGGUAGGAUAUAUCCCAGACCAUCAUUCCUUGAGCUAGUAUUCUUAUACAUCUAAACUAGGCUUGAUUCUGUUUUAGGUUAUUUAAAUUCAAAGCAUUGCUUGGAUGUACAGGCACAUUGUAAGAAAAAAAAAAUCUCACAAGUAAAGAGAAACUUUACUAAGUAAGUUACCAAGAGACAUCAAAAUUUGAGCUGUAGCUAGUUUACUGGAACCUACAUAGCCAUACAUAUUUAAAAAAAACAAACAAAAACCAGAAUGGUUUUGUGUAAUUUGUUUUCAGUGGGGAGAAAAACCAGAAAGAAUUUCUGAAGAACUUUCUCUAAUAAAUAACUACUCUUUUAAAGAACUUAGUGAUUGCACAUUAAUUUGUAUAGCCAAUCUAUUUACUGGCUUUUUAUAGUUUUUAACUUAAAAGUAUACAUAUCAGAGGUCAGACAUAGAAUAUUUUCUUAUUUCUUCGUGUAAGUCCACUUGUAGAAUUAAAGUGAAAGGCUCAUUUUCAAGGGAUUGAGAUGGUGUUAAGUGUUUUCAAGUUAAACUAGUUGCCUAAUUGUUAUCAUAUAGUCAUUUAAAAUUUUUGCUUUGAGGAGGGAGGCAUAUUGUUGCAGGCCUUUAAUACCAACAUUCUGGAGGGAGAGUCAGGUUAAUCUCUGUAGUUGAGGCCAACCUGAUCUAUAAUAUAUUGCUUUAGAGGACAGCCAGAGCUAGCUACAUAGUGAGGCCCUAUCUCAAAAAAACAAAACAAAAACAAAAUCAAAACAGAAAACAACAACAACAAAACCCUUUUAUAUAUAGUUCUGACUUUGAAUUCUCCUGUAGUGUGACUCAGGGCCUGGCAUAUGCUAGGCAAGUAUUCUAUCCCUGAGCUAUACCCAGGACUUAAUAUAUUCAUUAUAUGUAUUUUUGAGACAGGAGUCUCACUGCACAGCUCAGGGCAUCCUGGAACUCAUGCUAUAUCAUCAUUCUGUUUAUGACAUAGCAUGUAUUUAUACUUUCCCCUCUUUUCAUGCUUUUUAAUUUAUUUCAUUUGUGUUUUGAGAUCAAAUUUCCCUGUAUUGCCAAGGCCUUUUCCUUUUCUUUUCGUUUCUCUUGGGCUCCAGUGAUGGUCUUGCCUCAGCUUCUUGGGUUCCAGGACUACAAAUGUGUCAUACACAUCAAGUGCUAACUACAACAGGGUGCACUCUCUGUUUUAGCUAGCUACUACUUUUUUUGUUUAUUUGUAUUUUUUUUAAAAAAAUUAAAAAGGUCUUUAUUUAAAUUGUGUCUAUGUGUGGGUAUGUGGGUGCCUGCAGAGGCCAGAAGAGGGCGCUGGAUCCCCAGAGCUGUAGUGUGACCCAUGGUUGUGAGCUGCCCUUAGUAGAUGGAUGGUGGGAAGUGAACUCUUGUACUGCAAGAGGAUCUGGUGUUAUCUGCUAAACCAUUCUCCAGCCACUCUUUUUGUUGUUGUUAUUUUCCUUUUACAUGUUAACUACAUUAAUAUCUAUAAACAGCUUAAUUUUCCUAUAAGGUGAUGUAAUAAGUAGAACAAGAAUAUGUUUAGGCUGCAUUUGAUGAAUGCUACUUUUUGGAUCAGGAAGUGAUCAUGCUUCUAAUUUAAGCUGGCUGGAUCCUACGGAACCCUUGAUGAUGGUAGCAGUCUUGAUUGUUUUUAGUUCAAAGUCUAAAAGUUUUUUUUUUCUUCUUUUUUUUCCUUUUCUUUUUGUUUCUUUUGAGACAGGGUCUUUCUAUGUAUUAUUCCUGGCUAUUCUGGGAGUCUAUGUAGACCAGGCUAGCCUUGAACUCAAGCGAUCCACUUGCCUUUGAUGCCCAGCUAACAGCCUGCUCUUUUGAGCAGUCAGGUAGACUUUUGCAAUCAUAUAAUUGAAUUUUUUUCCAAAAAUGUUCUUUUUUUCAACUUUAAUUCAGGAUAAAUGUCUUACAGUGUGUAGCAGUAGAUGACCAGGUAAAUUGCUGGAUAAUAUGGAAGUUUAGAACAAAGCUUGAAAGUUGUUCCUGAGCUUUUCUGGCAAGUCAACUUUUCAGAGCUUUACUUUGAAAACUUAAGUCUGGUUUUCAGGCUAAGAUUUAGAGUUUAAAUAAGGAGUGCCAUAUAUUGUUAGAGGAGUUUUCCCAUGUCAUGUUUCAAAGUGCACACAUUGUUCAGUAGCUGUUUUUCUUUCCUCUUGUUAUCCGUUUUAAAGGGAGUUUCAGAAGUGACUUGAUACACAUAUGCUUUGGCAAAUAUACACAAAACUGAAAUAUUAGUAAUAUUUCCUUAAUAUUGAGACGUUUUAUUUAGCUAAAAAUAGCUAUAAUUACUGACACUUUCCUCAGGCUUAAUUAAAAAAAAAUCAUACUUCCAAUUCAGAUAUUGUCAGUUCCAAUUACUUGACAGUAUAUCUUUUAGGUAUAAUUUUUUUCUUUCUUUCUUUUUUUUUUUUUUUUUUUUUGACAGGGUUUCUCUGUGUAGCCCUGGAUGUCUUGGAACUUACUCUGUAGACCAGGCUGGCCUCGAGCUCAGAAAUCGCCUGCCUCUGCCUCCAAAGUGUUGGGAUUAAAGGCAUGCGCCAGCUGGCAUAAUUUUCUAAUUUUAAGAAAUGCUUAGUGUACUGAUUCUAAAUAGCUUGACAGUAUGAUUUUCUAAUUUUUAAAAAAGCUAACUAUAGAGGCAAGUAUCUCCUGAUUCUUAGCAAGACUUUACAACUAGAAGUCACUACCAUGGGUGUUUCUCUUAGCACGGAGACAUUGGGGCAGAUACUUUUUUCUUUCUUUUGUGGGAGAUAGGGGCAGCUCUACUUUGACUAACUUACCUAAUCUUAACUAUUAAGAGUCAUCCUUCCUUCAUUUUCCACAUUUUCCACCAUCCAGUUAGCCCAGGUCAGACUGAUUUCCAGACCUUUUUUUCCAGUUUCUCUGAAUAACUAAUCCUAAUUGUGGGCCUCUAAUUUUAUUUUGGCUCUUGACUCUAGAUAUUCAGUUCAACUGUCAUACUGCUAUCAAACACAUGUAAAAGUUAUUCUUUUGCCUAAAAGAGAUUUUGUUGUUGUUGAAAGUAUAGUUCAUAUUCCUUAUGGCAGUCAUAGUUUCCAUUUUAGUAUCUAAUGUUUUUCCAUCUCAACUGUUCUGUCCUAAUCUCCCACAGCCCUGACUGCUGCAGUGCUUAUAAUUAUAAUACACUUAGAAAGUUUCUUGUUUCUAUUCAUGCUAUUACUUCUUGUAAUAACUUUUCUCUUAAACUGCUUAAGGAUUUCUUUAUCUUUCUCUGGGGUCUCUUUAUUUACCUUUUCAGUGCUUCCUUGUUUGCUUAGUGCUUUAUAUGGAUAUUUUGUGUAGCCCACAAGAGCUUGUUAUAGCCAUCUCUAUAUCUAAGUCUUUCUACUUGACUAAAUAUGAGGGCUUUGAUGGUGAAAGCUGAAACUCCUUGGUCUUUGUGUGCACAACAUACAGCAUACUUACAUAGUCUGACAGAAAAAUACUAGGGAAACAUUUUGAAAUGUUUCCUUAUUUACCAGAUAAUCUGUAAACCAAAGGAAGCCAAAUAAGAUUUUUUUCAAGUACUAGUAAAUUAAUUUAUGGUUUCUAAAUGCUGCAAAUGUGAAUAGUUUAAGACUACAAUGUUUAAAUUCUAAGAGAGAAGCUUUUAAUUUUUUGGAUAGGUUUUGAGACAGGUUUUUGCUGUGUGUGGUUCUGGCUGUCCUCGAACUUGUUUGGAGACUGGGCUGACCUCAAACUCAGACCCACCUGAUUCUGCUGGGAUUAAAAGGGUAUGGUACCAUUCCUGGCUAAGAGGACAAGCUUUUAAAAGCCUCCUUAUUUAAUCUUUGGGGUGUUUUGUUUUGAGACUAGGUCUCACUAUGUAGCUUGACUGGCCUGAAACUUGCUCUGUAGACCAGGCUAGCCUCAAACUCAGAGAUCCGCCUCCCUCUGCUGGGAUUAAAGGGGGGAUGUGUUACCACUACUGGUUAAGAGUACAAACCUUUAAAAGCCCCUUAAUUUAAUCUUUCUUUUUUGCUACUAGAUCUUACUAUAUUUCCCUGGCUGGCCUGAAACUUCCUGUGCAGACUAGACUGGCCUUGAAUUCAUAGAGAUCUGUCUGUCUCUGCCCACUAAGAGCAAAGUUUAAAGGUGUGCAUCACCAUGUCUAGCCUAAAGGCCUUUUUAGAUGUAACAUUUAUACUUGUGUGUCAUUUCUUGGCUCUUUUUAUGAACUGACAUAAUGGUAUUACCAGUUGAUUUAUUCCAGUGUUGAUUUUCAAAGAAUUGUCCACAAAGAAGCUGUUUGACAAGGUGUUAUUUCUCUUUAUAAAUGUUUUGACAUUUAUUCAUGGUGUAGAAGCAGUGAGUAGAUAAAACUUAAGGUACCUAGCAAGAGUUACUCUAAUAAAUUGGUAAUUCAUUAUGUUCUUCCCCACCACACACACUUUCACUUAUUAAUGAGUCUAAGUUCAAUACCAGUUCCUUCUGUUUUUUGAGACAGGGUCUUGCAAUUGCAUAGUCCAAGUUGGUCUGGAACUCAUUAUGUAGAUCAGGAUGCCUUAGAACUAGUUUCCCUCCCCUGCAUGUAGCCUGUUAAGUGCUGGGGUCACAAGUGUGUAUGCCACCAUACUUGGCUUGCUAGUUUUAUGUUGUAAAUGCACAUCUUCUCAGCUUGUGGGAUAAAAUGAGAGGUAUGCAUAAAAUUCUUCUACAAACUAAAGUAGGAUGAUUAUUUUAAAUAAAAAAAAUUGUGCUCAACUUUUGACUUAUUAGCUAAAUGCUGAAGGGGUAGCAUUUUUACUUGGAAGAUGUAUUAAAAACUAUGUCAUUUAAAUAUUUAUCACACAUAUUUUUCUUUAAACAGAAUGUAUUAGCUGUUUCAAGGAAAAGAGCUAAAACGUUGCUGAAUUUGAGUUUUAUUUGAUUUACAAUUUUGAGAAUCUUUAUUUGCCUUUGUGAAAUAGCUUUCUUGUAUUGGAAAACUAUAUAAUAAAAAUACAUUACCAUUUGGAAGAUGCAUAAUGUUAUGAACCAGUAUUUCCAGAGAUUGUUAGGAAUGAGAUAGAAUUCUUAAAAAGGUUAAUAACGUAAUGUACUGACUUUUGGUGUUCUGGCUUUAUAGUGAAAUGACAUGACCAGGAGAUAAUAGGGGCUUUCUUUCAUUUUAAUUAUUGCAGUAGUACUACUCAGAAGAAUUCUUGGUUUAAUAUAAGAGUCCAUAAAACUUUUUCUAACUAGUUUUAUUUUUCCUCCUUUUCUUCUGGGGCAGGAGGUGGGAACAUUCAAGACAAAUUCUGUCACUAAACUAUAUUUCAAACUUAUAAAAAAUAAUUUUAAAGCCUGAUAUUUUAAAACUAUUAUGUUUGUUUUGCCUGUGUGUAUGUCUGUGUAACACAUGUCCAGGAAUAUCAGAGAGGGCUUUGCAUCCCCUGGAACUUAAAUUGAAAGAUACAGUAUCUAAAAUUAAGCACUAAUUAAGAUGCAUUUAAUAGCACAUUAGACAAAAGAGGUCAAUAGAAAUUAUUCAAACUGAAGCAUGGAGAAAAGGCCGAUAGCAGGCCAAUAAACCCAGAAGAACUAACAGAAAGUGCUAAUAUAUGUGUGGCUAGAGCCUCAGAAGAACAUAAGUAAAGGAGGAUGGUAGAACUUCCAAAACUAAUAAACAUGCCCAUAGUCAAAAGAUCUGAUGUUAUCUCAGGAAUAAAUGCAAAGGAAAUACUGACUGGGCUUAUUAAUGGAGUUUUUUUGACUUUUGAGGACGAGGAACAAAAAAAAAUUUUUUUGAGAUAGGGUCUCUUUAUGAAGUGUUGGCUGUUGUCCUGAAACACUAUGUAGGCCAGAUUGGCCUCAAACUCGAAAUGAUCUGCCCAUCUCUGCCUUGUGACUGCUGGAAUUAUAGAUGUGUGCCACAAUGCUCCUCUAAGGGAAGAAACAAGACAAAAACAAAAGCCCUCCACACCAUUCUCACAGUGGAACCCAGAAAACAACAAUCAUUUUUUUGAGUAUCUUGUGUGUGCAUGUAGUGCCAGGGCCUUGCACUUGAUAGGCUGACAUUUUCCCCUGAGGUACAUCUUUAGCCAUGCUUGUUUGUUUUUUGAGAAAGUGGUUUUGUACUAUAAAUAGCUCAGACAAGCUUUAACUUGCUAUUUAACCCAAGCUUGCCUUGAAUUUGUGAUUCUUAUACCUCAGUACCCCAACAACCUUAAAAUGCAAAGAACUUCCAAAAAAAAAAAUCCAGCAAGUACAUUUUAGGGACCUGGAGAGAAGGUUCAGUGGUUAAAAUCACUGACUUCUCUUCCAGAGAGAAAUACUUACAGCUUCCACUCUCAAAUUUCUAUUUGUUUUUGUUUGCUUCUUUGUUUUUGAUUUGUUGAGACAGGGGUUCAUUAUAUAUCGCUCUGGUUGGCUUGGAACUUACAGUGAUUCUCCUGCAUCUGCCUACCAAAUAUUAGAAUAUAUUGUCCCAUGCCCGUCCUGCUAUUUGAUCCAUUGAUAUAAACUGCAGUGUUCUACCGAUGACUUCUCAGGUACUUUUGUGCUUUGCUCCAUUUUAGACUACCUUGUGUUUAUGCUUGUGAGUGCCAUAGCAUUAUGUGGCGAUCAGAGGACAACUUUGGAAAUCAGUUUCUCCUUCAACCUUGUUGGGUGCAUAUUGGGUACUUCCAGAAGUUUGAAUUCAGUGAUGCAAAGGACAGGCGGGCUGCAGCAGCAAAGAAUCCAGCAACUAUCACGAGAAUACUCCUUAGCCACUUCAAUUGGGAUAAAGAGAAGCUAAUGGAAAGGUACUUUGAUGGAAACCUGGAGAAGCUCUUUGCUGAGUGUCAUGUAAUUAAUCCAAGUAAAAAGUCUCGAACUCGCCAGAUGAAUACAAGGUCAUCGGCACAGGAUAUGCCGUGUCAGAUCUGCUACUUGAACUACCCUAACUCGUAUUUUACUGGCCUUGAAUGUGGACAUAAGUUUUGUAUGCAGUGCUGGAGUGAAUAUUUAACUACAAAAAUAAUGGAGGAAGGCAUGGGGCAGACUAUUUCGUGUCCUGCGCAUGGUUGUGAUAUCUUAGUGGAUGACAACACAGUUAUGCGCCUGAUCACAGAUUCCAAAGUUAAGUUAAAAUAUCAACAUUUAAUAACAAAUAGCUUUGUAGAGUGCAACCGACUGUUAAAGUGGUGUCCUGCCCCAGAUUGCCACCAUGUUGUUAAAGUCCAGUAUCCUGAUGCAAAACCAGUUCGCUGCAAAUGUGGCCGCCAGUUUUGCUUUAACUGUGGUGAAAAUUGGCAUGAUCCAGUUAAAUGUAAGUGGUUGAAGAAGUGGAUUAAAAAGUGUGAUGAUGACAGUGAAACUUCUAAUUGGAUUGCAGCUAACACAAAGGAAUGUCCCAAAUGCCAUGUCACAAUUGAGAAGGAUGGCGGUUGUAAUCACAUGGUCUGUCGUAACCAGAACUGUAAAGCAGAAUUUUGCUGGGUGUGUCUUGGCCCUUGGGAACCGCAUGGAUCUGCCUGGUACAACUGUAACCGCUAUAAUGAGGAUGAUGCAAAGGCAGCAAGAGAUGCCCAAGAGCGAUCUAGGGCGGCCCUGCAGAGAUACCUGUUCUACUGUAAUCGCUAUAUGAACCACAUGCAGAGUCUACGCUUCGAGCAUAAGCUGUAUGCUCAGGUGAAACAGAAGAUGGAGGAGAUGCAGCAGCACAACAUGUCCUGGAUCGAGGUGCAGUUCCUGAAGAAAGCAGUUGAUGUCCUCUGCCAGUGUCGUGCCACACUCAUGUACACUUAUGUCUUCGCUUUCUACCUCAAAAAGAAUAACCAGUCCAUUAUCUUUGAGAAUAAUCAAGCAGAUCUAGAAAAUGCCACAGAGGUGCUUUCGGGCUACCUUGAACGAGAUAUUUCCCAAGAUUCUCUGCAAGAUAUAAAGCAGAAAGUCCAAGAUAAGUACAGAUACUGUGAGAGUCGACGAAGGGUUUUGUUACAGCAUGUGCAUGAAGGCUAUGAAAAAGAUCUGUGGGAGUACAUUGAGGACUGAGACUGGCCCUGCAUAAAAUGAACUCUGAAAACUUUACCAUCUAGAGUGCUCAUGCAAUUAAAACAAACACAAACAAGGAGGCACUAAGCCUGUUCUGACACCGCUGGUCUGUAGUACCAGAAUUCUGUUUUGUUAACGGAAAGUUUAAGUAAAUUAUAUUGUAAUAAAAAAGGUAGAUAAACCAUUGUACAACAGUAUUCUAGGCCGCCAACAAAGUGUGACAGACACACAAAAGCCCUCCAACUUUAACUUGUAACGUAGCUUCAUUCUCAACGCUGACUUCCUUUUUCUUUUUCCUGAGUGUAGUACAGUUAAAAUUUCAAUAGCUCCUUGACACUGCUUUUCAUGUCCAAACCAGCCAUUUUGUUGUACUUUGGUAAAGGACCUCUUCCCCUUCCUCCCCUGCACAUACACACCUCCACACACAGUUGGAUUCACUUUCUCUCAUACCCUCAGGUCAUGAGUGAAUAAUGAUUAUUAGCUACUUGUAAAGGAAAUUCUUUGGAGGGAGAAGGGGAUAGGCAGCAAGAGGAUUAAAAAACAAAAAACACAAAAACUUUGUAUAUGACUUUUAAAACAAGAGGACAACACAGUAUUUUUCAAAAUUGUAUAUAGCGCAUAUGCAUGGAUAAAGCAAGCGUGGCACGUGUUUGCAUAAUGUUUAAUUACAAAAAUAUUUAUUCUUUAAAAAGCUUCAAGAUUAUGUCUAUUUGCUGUGCAUUUUCUUUCAGUUGGCUUUAUCUUUCUAGGGUUGGGUUGGGAUAAAGGUGUUUGUUAAGCCCCUCUGCAAGACCUAACUAGAGUGCUUUCCCCCUCCUGAGGUCAGUUUGCCCUUUGUGGUUUGGUUGUAUCUUUUGCUGGCCAUGGGCCUCAUGCCUAGAAUUCUCCGCUUCUGGAUCUAGAUCCAGGAAGUCACAUUCUAAGCAAAUGCCUCGGCCUGUUAAAGGGUUUAGUUGCUUCAGUUCAUGAAUGAUCCUAUCCCAGCCUACUCCUCUGUGGCCUUGACGCCCCCAUUCCAGCCUGUGUGCCCACACCACGCACACUGCCUGCCGUAGGCUUUCUAGGCUUCCCAUCACAUCUCGGGGAGGCAUUUCAAAGUUUCUUUUCCUGUUUUAUUUUUCCUGAAUUGCUGCUUUGAGCCUUUUAAAUUUUAGUUAUGGCUCGUCUCUCAUCCCUUCUUUAUGUUAGGGUGUUGAAUACAAUGUUUUCACUUUAAAUAUAAAUAAAUAGCCAUUCACUUAGUCUGAGAUUGUGAAUUAAAAUGGUGGAUACUGAAAUUACUUGUGUGUGUUGCGGUGGGUUCAGUUUGAAGGCAAACACCACUAGAACAUGAUACUCCCAUCCAGUACAUUUGAGUAGGAAUCACUGAGUUUUGCUUCUUUUCUAUUGUCAGCAUAUAGGAGAAUAAUGCAUUUUAGCUGUGAUGUCCAUUUUUAUGAAAUUUCUACUAAAAGCUAUGUUAAAAGUAAAGGAUGGUGGUGGUUUUAUUAACUAUAUACUUGUUUAGGCCAUUCUGCCUGUGGUAUUUUUCAACAGGUCAGCAUCCCUAAGACUGUCAGUUUUAUAUAAGAGUGCAGAGUGAACUAGGCAACUAGAUCAAGAGGUAAAACUAUUAAAUGCCAGUUUUGGCUGAGGACCUCUUUGUCUUCCUUUAACUGUCCUGUGCCUAGGGAGUGUUUACCAUUUGUGAGGCAGCCGUGCCUGCUCUUGCAGUGUACAUCUUAUUACUCCAUUGGGAAGUAGGCUCACUUUCCUCUGGCUUUUUGCCUAAGUUAGGCUUUGCUGAAUCACCCUACUUUUCCUUUUAGAAAGGUUGUUACAUGAGAUGUACUUGCAACUGUUCUUUUCCCAUCAGAAAUCAGUGAAUGUUUGCUGAGUAUAUUAUGCUGCUUCCUCAAACCACUUGUCGCUUUAGGAUCAACUUGUAUCUUUUUCUUCCCUUUCCUUGUCACCUCAGGUGGCAAAUCUGAAGUCAAGUGUCUGCUUUUCCAUUUUCUCUAUCCCCUAUCAUUCUCCCAUUAUCCAUUUGACUUUAUUUUAAAUAAUUGCAUCAAUCUUAAGACCUUUAUCAACACCAAGGAGAUUUCAAAGAAAGCUCAAGUAAGUUCCUUUUCCUGGUGACUUUGAAAAGCGACCAGAAUUGUCACAUAGAUAUAUGUGGUCCCUUAAAAUGCUUUGUGUAUGUGGUGUUUAAAAAGAGUUGACUUCACAGUAUCUAGGUCUGAGUGUCAUAAGUUCUCUUCAUGCUCUGCCCUGCAACAAGCGUCCAAAAAAGAGUGUGCAUCUCAUAGUCUCAGUCCCCACCACGGAGGGAUAGUGUAGUUGGUGACACUUUCUAGUCCCACAUGGGACCUGAGGAUAUUGCACUCACAAUUUGUGUGGAUCAAGGGGAACUGGCUCUUCUGCUACAUCCAAGUUUUUAACAACCGUCUCCAUAUCUGACAGCAUUUCCAGAAUUUACCUGCCUUUGUCAGUAGCUAGCUUCAGUGCUCCCAGCUGGGACAGGCAAGCCAUAUUGUUAACAGCUUCCCUAUUUGACCUACCCAAGUCUCUCAGAGGGCUCUACUUAAACAUCAGGGUCUCCCUGUGUUGUUGAGAUCAGUUACAUUGUCAGUGCAUGCUUCAUUUGAGCAAUUCAUUGAGCAACAGGUGAAUUUUCAAUGAUUUACAAUAAAAUUUUGAUCCAAAGCUCAGGAGACAUACCAUAGUGGUAAAUGGAGUAGCAUAUAACAUUACCAGACUCUAAAUUCUUUGUAAUUUGCUGCAACCCAGAUUGUAUAUGUUUUAUGUGUGUUCAAAUAAAUAUAUUAAAGACACACGUGUAUACAUACACACAAAUAGAUCCAAGACUGACUUGAUUUGAAAUGGUUGAAUCUGCAGUGUAAUGUGUGGUUCACCUGUUAAGUAGGACUUGAAAUUUAGAACAAGAAGAGUAAAAGGCUUAAAUGUAACAAAUUCUUUUAGCUAUGUCCGGUAUAGAGCACUUGGGGGAUGGGAUGGGGUGGGUUGGUGAGACAAUCAGAUCGAUAAAUUGAUUAAAUGCUCCUAACCCUGUAAUUUUGUGCAUAGAGCACCUUGUGCUGUGGAAAUAACUGUUCUUAGAUUUUCAUUGUAACUGGACUGUUCAGGUUGCCCAGAGGGAAAGAACAUUCCUAAUUCUAAUAAAAUAAACUUUUAUUUUGUUAUUCCAUUA
Messenger RNA from Mus musculus (house mouse), 13208 nucleotides. It is a transcript of the gene Arih1, whose product is annotated as ariadne RBR E3 ubiquitin protein ligase 1. NCBI's taxonomy places the organism in Eukaryota, Metazoa, Chordata, Mammalia, Rodentia, Muridae. Gene Ontology annotation, biological process: protein ubiquitination. Gene Ontology annotation, molecular function: ubiquitin protein ligase activity; zinc ion binding; metal ion binding. The coding region runs from base 8594 to 10015 and encodes 473 amino acids. The transcript has 15 exons. The record is from RefSeq and is a predicted model, not a curated record. Gene Ontology annotation, cellular component: nucleoplasm; Cul2-RING ubiquitin ligase complex; nuclear body.